AUGGACUCCACAUUACCGGACGCUUUCGAGGCGUCACAAUCGGGAGCAGGCCUGGGCCAGAAAAUUGCUGGCUUUGAUAGCCAAGGUCGAAUCUUGUCUGAUAUGACGCCUUACGUUAAGGUUGAUGAUCCGCCCAAGUUUGAACUAGAGUCAUACAUCUCGAACUACACUGGUACAUUCGAUCGCUUGUACCUCAUCGGCACAUGUUCCACGCACCUUUCCACGGAAGCUCUCAAAGCCGCUGUCUCCGAAGCCAAGUCGGGCAAGGAUAUCUCGAGAUAUGAACGGGCGGUUACAGCACUCGCACAGGCUGCGCCGGGUGAAAUUGAAGCGAAGCGCGAUAUUGACUGGGUCGAGCGCAUGCAUAAAGUUGUUAAGGCUGAGACGGACCGACUGGAACACGAGCUUAAAGGAUAUAAGAAUAAUUUGAUUAAGGAAAGCAUUAGGAUGGGCAAUGAGGAUCUGGGCCAGCACUAUCAUCAAAUCGGUGAUCAAGUAUCUGCUUCAAAAGCAUAUACUCGGAUGAGAGACUACUGCACUACACCUACUCACAUAGCUUCGAUGUUGCUCAAAAUAACUAACGUGGCUAUUGAACGAGGGGAUUGGUUGAGCGUGCAGUCGAACGUGCAGCGACUGCGCAACCUGCAAUCAAAGCCGGACGAGCACACGAAGAACAAGCCCAAGAUGUCCGCCGCACUCGGGCUGUCUCAACUACACUUGGAUGCAUAUUCGGAUGCGGCAAACAGUUUCCUGUCUACCGAAUCGACUCUAGGGGACUCAUAUAACGAGGUCAUCUCCCCAAAUGAUGUGGCUGUAUAUGGUGGACUGUGCGCACUUGCUUCCAUGGACCGCAAUGAACUUCAGCGCAAAGUACUUGAUAACACCUCGUUCCGUAAUUUCCUGGAAUUGGAACCCCACAUCCGCCGUGCCAUUUCGUUCUUUUGCAAUUCCAAAUUCCGGCCAUGUCUUGAGAUUCUCGAAGCCUACCGCGCCGACUACCUCCUGGACAUUCACUUGCAGCGGCAUAUAAACAUUCUGAUUUCGCGCAUCCGAACAAAGUCCAUACAGCAAUAUGUCGUUCCGUUCAACCGUGUGACUCUUGAUUCUAUGGCCAAGAUAUUCGCCCCCGCAGCCGUCGCCGGCGAGCCGUUACCUACAAACGCUAACUCCCCUUUUGUCAAGGAGCUUAUUCGUCUAAUUGAGGACGGCACGCUGGACGGGCGCAUUGACCUAGAGAAGAUGGUCCUUGUCUCCAAUCAGAUCGACCUGCGUAUGGAAGUGCAAGCGGCAGCACUGGAGAGCCUAGAGAGCUACACGCGGGAAGCUCAUUUGCGCCUCCUCCGGACGAAUGUCAUUCGUGCUGGACUGGAAGUCCGGCCGCCCGCAGACCACAAUGUAGGGGCUGGGGGCAAGGGAAAACACGCACGGAUGUAA
Messenger RNA from Aspergillus ruber CBS 135680, 1434 nucleotides. RefSeq names its product COP9 signalosome complex subunit 1. The record is from RefSeq and is a predicted model, not a curated record. Gene Ontology annotation, cellular component: COP9 signalosome. The transcript is spliced from 4 exons. Lineage: Eukaryota; Fungi; Ascomycota; Eurotiomycetes; Eurotiales; Aspergillaceae. The coding region runs from base 1 to 1434 and encodes 477 amino acids.